Paramecium octaurelia is the source of this 2148-nucleotide messenger RNA. The record is from the annotation of a GenBank genome assembly. Lineage: Eukaryota; Ciliophora; Oligohymenophorea; Peniculida; Parameciidae.
AAUCCAAAUGUCUCAUUCUACCAAAGAAUACCUCCCCAUCGUUUUCGCUGAUCUCUAAAUCUCUACUAAAAUCUAACCAAACGAGUAUUACAUCGAAGAGAAGUAAUAACAUAAUCUUAUCAAGACUCCCAAUCCUCAAAUAACACCACCACUCAACUUCUCAACCUAAAUUGUCCUAAGUCACAACGCCAUCCAAAUCCCAAUAGGAAAUACUAAAUCAUCAGAAUGCCAUUAAAAAAAUCGUGUUCCCCAACAUACUCCAAAGAACGAAAUAAGAUAUCAAAAAAUAUCGAAAACAUCAACUCUCUUUGAUAAGCGAUGAAAUUUCAAACUCACAACCUAUUAUCCAAUUAGAACAUAAAAAAAUAAGCAAAACCAAUAGCUAAUCUCCGCUUAAAUUGCAUUCCUAAUAACCAAGUUAUAUUAGCAAUUAUCCAAUAAGAACCGAUCUUUCUUCUUUGAUAUUCGAUAAUAAUUUAGAAUCUUAAUCAAAUGAUUCGAUUGUCAAGUUUCGUAAACUAAGGUAACUUGUAACUGAUAACUUAGUCCAACUUUCAAUGAAACAUCAUGGUAAAAAGUAGACAAAGUCAACAGAAUCAAUUUGGCUCAUGAAGUCUAAAAAGAAAUACAUCAUUUGGAAAGAUUCAAUGCAUAUUGGAAGCCAGAUAUGAUUAAUUAAUAUCUAUAGCUAAAAAUCGUGCAUUAAGGAGUGAACUAGAAAAGAGGCAACAAGAGAAUAUUUAUAUUAAUGUACCUUCCUCAUCAAACUCUUGUUUUAAAAAGUUCUCAAGUUGAAGUAAAAAAUAGGUUUUAUUUUAUAACAAUUUAAUAGUCCUUUAUCAUUAUAACUAAAUGCUUUGACAUACUUUGUUCCACUUUACGAGAAGAUUAGCAAUUAGAGUGAACUAACAGAUAAUUACAAUAUAUGGUCAAAGCACUUUUUAGAUUUACUACAUUACAAGCAACAUAUAAACACAGUAAAGUUUUACUUUUUAGACGGCAAAGAACUUUAAACAUUGAAUUAAAUACCUUCUUAUGAAAAAUUUAUCUAUUGCAACUUACAUGUAAUUGAAUGAGCAAUAAUAUAUAAUAGGGAGAAUUUGAUCUUUGGAAUAGAGUUGGAUAAACUUUAAAUUUAGGAGGACAAUUCUAAUUAGAUAAAUAUGUCAAAUUGGCCACAAAAAUGGUAGAUUUAAGAUAGAAGGAUGAUAUUCUUAAAUUUUUUGGUAAGAGAGAUAACUUUCUACCUUUUUAUUCAAUGGCUUAUAAUUAAGAAGAUGAAUGUGCAAAAUCUCCUAUUUUACAAUAAAUAGAAAUGAUUUAGCAGGAUGCAGAUGAUGAAUAAUUGAAUGAUGAAGUGAUUGAUUAAUCUAUCUUUCAGAUGAAUUAGAAUCAACAGAAAGCGUAUUUAAAAACAAUAAAGCAAUUUAUUCAAUAAAAUAAAACUAAAUACUCGCAAACAUUGGCUAAUGAAGAAGCUGGUAUGAGGCAAAGAAAAAAGAAUAUUAAAGAAAUUAGAAGAAAAUCAAUAGAAAUUAAAUUAAAAGGAGUAUUCUAUUAUUUAUAACAUUUAAUUAGUAAAAGUAAAUGUUGGAUCUUAAUGAGGAAACUCAUAUAGAAAUGAAAUUAUUACAUGAGGACACUUAAUCCAUUGAUGAAAUUAAGGAAGAUGCAGUGGAUAAAGUAGAUGUGUUUAAGAAUGCAAUAUAUAAAAAGUUACCAAAAAAAAUUGAAUUAACCAAUGAUCCAUUUUCAAGCUUCUCUUCAAAAGACAAUAAAAAAUUUAAAGAAAUUAUGAAAUUGAUUAAUAUAGAACAAAUAGUAUUGGAGAAAAAGCUGAAUAGAUAGGAUGUUAUGCAUUACCUGUCUUUAUUCAAAGCUCUAAUGGAUUCAGAUAAUCUGAAUUAUUUCACUACCAACCAAUUAGAUUAUCCUUCCUUAUACAUUUCAAGGGAACAAUUAAAAAAAAGCUUGCCCUAUAUAAUAUUGUAUAAAAAUCAGUUGAAUACUGGAAAAUUAAAUGAAAUAUAUGAGAGACAAUAUAACUAUGUUGAAUUCUUGGAUUUCUUGGAUAUCUUUACUACUGAAUACAUAGUCUCAGAGAAGGAAUUGGAAAGAUUAAAAAAUUAGAAAUAAGAUGCAUAUUGA